AUGACCGGAUUGAAAGUGCUCAUCUGCGGCGCAGGCAUUACCGGUAAUGCCCUGGCCUUUUGGCUAUCCAAGAUGGGCCAUCAAGUCACGGUCAUCGAAAGGCAUUCGAGCUUGCGUGCCACCGGGCUGCAAGUCGACCUCCGAGAACCGGGUAUCACAGUCUUGCGACGGAUGGGCCUUGAGCAACAAUUCCGUGCCAGGUCUGUUCGCGAACAGGGCAUGGAAAUUGUCGACCAUGCCGGCAAACGCAAGGCAUAUUUCGCCGCCAAUCGAUCUGGCUUGGGAAUGCAGAGCUUCACCACGGAUUAUGAGAUUAUGCGAGGUGACCUCUGUCGGUUAUUAUACGAUGCUACCAAGGACCGCGCAACCUUCGUCUUUGGAACGACGAUCGAGAGCUUCACACAGCGGGAAGGUCACGUUGACGUACAGUUCUCUGAUGGCAGCCACGACUGGUUUGAUCUCUUAGUGGGAGCCGAUGGACAAGGUUCGCGCACACGGAAGUUGAUUCUCGGAUCUGAACCAGAUCCAUUUCACCCAUUGGGGGUUCACAUAGGAUAUUUCACCGUCCCACGGGAGAUUCAACCCGGGGAGGAGUACAACGCGGCAAUAUACAUCGCUCCCGGGCGGCGCUUUAUCUUCACACGGAGGCAUAGUCCGCAUGCCAUUCAGGUUUACCUCGCGUGCAAAACCGACUCGGAUCGACUGGUUAAGGCACGCGGAAACACCGAGGAGGAAAAAGAUGAGCUGGCGGAGAUCUUUCGUGGAGCAGGAUGGCAGACGGACCGGAUUCUAAAGGAGCUCCAGAGCGCGGAUGACUUCUACUGCGAGCGUCUGGGGGUGGUCAGAAUGGACUCCUGGUCUGCCGGUCGAGUCGCCCUCGUCGGAGAUGCGGCGUACUGCCCAUCGGCGACCACCGGUAUGGGAACGACGUCGGGCUUAGUGGGGGCGUAUAUCCUCGCGGGAGAGAUCAGUAAACAUUACCAAGCGGAUCACGAGUCAAAGGAUCGUCUCCUCCUCGCUCUCAAGGCGUAUGAUGACACAUAUCGACCUUUUAUAUCCCAAGUUCAGAAGGGAAUCGAAAAAGGCUCGACAUUCUGGGACUACACCCCAUCUUCAUGGUGGGGGAUUACCAUUUUACACAUUCUCUUAUGGGUAGCUUCUUUCCUGCGAUUGGAUAUCCUCAGCCAAUGGUUCAUCCGUGAAGAUACAACCUGGGCCUUGCCGGAUUACAAGAAGAUGGAGCAGAGUUGA
Messenger RNA from Aspergillus oryzae RIB40, 1251 nucleotides. RefSeq lists its product as uncharacterized. NCBI's taxonomy places the organism in Eukaryota, Fungi, Ascomycota, Eurotiomycetes, Eurotiales, Aspergillaceae. The coding region runs from base 1 to 1251 and encodes 416 amino acids. The transcript has a single exon. The record is from RefSeq and is a predicted model, not a curated record. Gene Ontology annotation, molecular function: FAD binding.